AUGGCUGAACAAAUCGCUAGAAGUGCCCACUUGGCAAGCACUGUGUUGAAGACGCUCUCUGACGAGCAGAGGUCACUGGCUUUGCUGAAGGUCAAGGAGGGUCUCUUGAAGAACAAGACCGAGAUUCUAGAAGCAAACAGACUCGACAUGGAGGCGGCAACCUCGCAGAAUCUAUCGUCCUCGUUGAUCAAGAGACUUGACUUGUCCAAGAAUGACAAAUUUGAUUCGAUGUGUGAAGGUAUUUUGGAUGUUUCCAACCUGGAGGACCCACUCAAUAAAGUCACUUUAGCCACCAAGCUAGACGACGGGCUAAACCUAUACAGAUUGACGUGUCCGGUCGGAGUUUUGCUCAUAAUCUUUGAGUCAAGACCAGAAGUAAUUGCUAAUAUCACUGCUCUGGCCAUAAAAUCGGGAAAUGCUGCGAUACUGAAGGGCGGUAAGGAGAGUCUCCACACGUUCCAGGCAAUGGCCAAGAUCAUCAACAAGAUUCUUCAGGAUGACACCAAGGUACCCAAGGAUGCAAUUCAGUUGAUUUCGACUAGGGGUGAAGUGAGUGAUCUUUUGAGCCAGGACAGGUACAUUGACCUGGUUAUUCCAAGAGGUUCUAACGAGCUGGUGAGAAACAUCAAGGCCAACACCAAGAUCCCUGUUCUGGGCCAUGCCGACGGAAUAUGCUCGAUAUACGUUGAUGAGUACGCCAACAUCGAAAUGGCCUCAAAAAUCAUAGUUGAUGCCAAAACAAACUACCCUGCAGGAUGCAAUGCCGUGGAAACUGCGUUGAUUAACUCUAGAGUUGUGGCCUCCGAAGGCUUUGCUGAGAUCAUCAAGUCACUGAUAGGUGCUGGAAUCACACUUCAUGUUGUUCCAGAGUUGUUAAAGCAGAUUCCAGCUGAGCUUCUGGAAGCCACUCCUGGCCAGUUCGUGGAGGCAACGGAGUCAGAUUUCAGCAAAGAAUUCCUAUCGCUAGAUCUUGCUGUCAAGGCUGUUUCUUCUGUUCAAGAUGCUGUUGUUCAUAUCAACGCCCAUUCGUCGAAGCACACAGAUGCUAUCAUCACGGAUAAUCAGGAGAAUGCAGAUAUUUUCCUCAAGGGAGUGGAUUCUGCAGGAGUGUACCACAACUGUUCCACCAGAUUUGCUGAUGGGUUCAGAUACGGAUUUGGAACCGAGGUUGGCAUUUCCACCAACAAAAUCCACGCCAGAGGUCCUGUUGGUCUGGAAGGCCUGGUGUGUUAUUAUUACCAGUUGAGAGGGGAGGGUCAAAUUGCAGGUGAAUAUAGUGGUGCUGGUGGCUCGCGUGUUUUCAAGCACGAAAAGCUCGACAUCGGUAAUCUACACCUAUAA
Molecule: messenger RNA, 1341 nt
Organism: Kuraishia capsulata CBS 1993
Lineage: Eukaryota; Fungi; Ascomycota; Pichiomycetes; Pichiales; Pichiaceae
Exons: 1
Coding region: 1-1341 (446 amino acids)
Molecular function (GO): NADP binding; glutamate-5-semialdehyde dehydrogenase (NADP+) activity
Source: RefSeq, a predicted model, not a curated record